AGCUAGAUACAACUGGAUGGUUUAAGACAUGGUUCUCGUUUGUCUUUGUAUGCUCUUUUUGAAAAAUACAAAUGGCCGACGUCAAGUCGCGUAAAAGAAUUUGUCAGUGUUUGUCAGUGCUUCUAAAAUCUACUUUAUGCGUGUUAUGUAUACGCGAUACAUUUUAACUUAAACAAGAUUUGAUGAACAAUUCAUGUCUAAGUAUUUUCAUUGUUAACAGAGUCAAUUACUGUUAACCUCAAAAUCCCAAACAAAAUGGAGCUUCCGCAGCCGCCACAGGAUCAAGACCUACGUAAUAUAAUAGACAAGCUCGCACAAUUUGUCGCUAGAAAUGGACCGGAAUUUGAAAAGAUGACCAAGACAAAACAAAAAAAUAAUCCCAAGUUUAGCUUUCUCUACGGCGGGGAGUACUUCAACUACUACCAGUACAAAGUGACGACAGAGCAAGCAAUUCUAAAGCAAUCGGCCGGUGGCCAGGCGGCCCCCGCGCCCGCCGGGGCUUAUUCGGCACAGAACAGGCAAUAUGUACUGCCCCAACAGGCCAGCGCGACGCCAGCGCAGUUGGGCCUGGCGGCGUCGAUGGCGGUGGCUCCCGCGCUGCAGCAGUGGCUCGCAGCUAACUCCGCGCCCACAGCCGCGUCGCGCAGCGACUGCGACAGCGUCAAUGCUCAGAUCAACAUACUCAGGGAACAGAUUACUCAGUCGGAAAAUAAUCUUAAUGCCCAACAUACGGUGUUAAUACAGCAACAACAAGCUAAAAUCAAUGAGCUUGUAAGCAAGGCCCAAAUGGAAACUAUUCAGAUAAUGGCGGAAGAAAACAACAUUAGUCUGUCAGAACUUGAUACAAUAUUGCAGCCUAUCAUCGACACUUGUACUAAAGAUAGCAUUUCAAAUGGCAAAGGUUGGAUAUUGCAACAUGCAACAUCGCAUGAUGCGGGAAAAGUGAUAUCACAGCACCUUCUGCGAAAAGUCACUCAACCGGGUGCACCAUUCUCACAAAAGCUUCACAUCAUUUACCUCAUCAAUGAUGUCCUACACCAUUGUGCACGCAAAAACGCUGAAGAUCUCAAGAAAAAUUUGGAAAAUGUGGUGGUUCCAAUGUUUUGCAAUGCCAGUAUAGCCGUUACCGAAGAGCAGGAGGGUAAAUUGAACAAGCUGCUUCGUCUCUGGGAAUCUAAGUCGAACUACUUCGACGCGGCGGUCAUUUUAAAAAUGAAGAGCCCGACUAGUUCCUAUCAAGAGUAUCAAAACAACCUGAUCGCCCAGCACUCUAAUGCCAUUGCACAUUUGACGCAACAGACAAAAUCCACAUUCGAAAACUACCAAACACAACAUCAAGCGUUUGUCGCCCACACAAUGCAACAAAUACAACAGAUGGAGAUGCAGAAACAAGCACUGGAACUUAACAACCAGGAGCUCAACAAAGACAAUCAACAACAGAACAACGUGCAACCACCAUUUCCAAACAACAAUUUUAAUGAUCAGAGUUACCAACAGCAUACCCACUCUGGGUACGACCAGAACUUUAAUUCUGGUCACCAACAGUAUGGGAGCGAGAGUGGCGAAAACUAUCCUUCCAAUAAUAGUAUAAGCGGCAACGAAAAUAGCUACGACAGUCAAACAUUCGAUCAAAUCACAACUCAAAAGAAGCAAGAAAGCACAGAAGAGCCUGAUCUAUCACAUCUCCCAAACGUAAACUUCUCGCAACCUCCCCCUGGCUUUGAACCGCAAGAAUCUACAGUGGCGUUAUUCCAAAACGGUCUUCCAGAUCUAACCAAACCACCACCUGGAUUUCUUCCAUUCCCCGAUAUUAACAAUGAAGAUUUAAUGCCGUCUGUACCUUAUUUCGAAUUGCCAGCGGGCUUAAUGGUACCACUCAUUAUGCUGGAGGACGACAAAUACAAACCAUUAGACCCCGCAAAGAUCCGUUUACCACCUCCGGCGCCGCCUAACGAAAGACUACUCGCAGCUGUUGAUGCAUUCUAUGCCUCACCUAAUCACGAACGGCCCAGGGACAACGAGGGUUGGGAAAAACUAGGUUUAUAUGAAUAUUACAAGGCGAAAAACGCGGCCCGAAAGAACAAAGAAGACGCAAUCGCGCAAGGUUUGAGACAGAAAUCAAAAUCACCGAGCCCCAUACCUAAAGACUUACAGAAACAACCCACGCCGCCUGGCCGAAGAUAUAGGUCGCUUAGUAAAUCGCCGGAAAAGACUGAACCGAAGAAGUCCAAAUCGCGAUCGCCUUCGCCAAGAAGAAAAGCAACAUGGAGAGGACGAGACAGGGACAGAGAGAGUAAGCCUAGUCGCAGAAGAUCUCGGUCCCGAUCGCGAUCUCGUUCGCGAAGUCGAUCCCGAGAGCGAGCUGAGAGGCAUGCGGCUCGCGAACCCUCACCGCCGCGGUCGAGACGCGUCGAACGUUCUAGAUCGCCUACACCGCCCAGUUUUCUGGGUGGCGGAUUUGCCGGUCCGUCGCAACAGACAAUAGACUCCACCAACAAAGGUCACCAGCUAUUACAAAAGAUGGGGUGGAGUGCAGGUGGACUGGGAGCAGCGGGGCAGGGCAUAGCAGAGCCUAUCAGUGGCGGUACUGUUCGUGACAAGCAGGACCAAUACAAAGGUGUAGGAGUGAAUUUGAAUGACCCUUAUGAAAACUUCCGUAAGAACAAAGGUGCAGCAUUUAUUACAAGAAUGAAGGAGAGAGCACUGGAGCGGUCAACGUGAUUGCUGUAAAAAGACACUUGGGAUGAAAACAUGUACAAUUGAAAUUGCGUGAAUGAGAUAUGAUUUAUUUUAUCUAAAUCAUCUUAAUAAAGCUAUAUGAAUUUUGCUUUA
Messenger RNA from Pararge aegeria (speckled wood butterfly), 2832 nucleotides. It is a transcript of the gene scaf6, whose product is annotated as calcium homeostasis endoplasmic reticulum protein. Gene Ontology annotation, biological process: RNA processing; intracellular calcium ion homeostasis. Gene Ontology annotation, molecular function: RNA binding. Gene Ontology annotation, cellular component: perinuclear region of cytoplasm. Bases 256 to 2721 code for a protein of 821 amino acids. The transcript has 14 exons. The record is from RefSeq and is a predicted model, not a curated record. NCBI's taxonomy places the organism in Eukaryota, Metazoa, Arthropoda, Insecta, Lepidoptera, Nymphalidae.